Molecule: messenger RNA, 1152 nt
Organism: Echinostoma caproni
Lineage: Eukaryota; Metazoa; Platyhelminthes; Trematoda; Plagiorchiida; Echinostomatidae
Source: the annotation of a GenBank genome assembly
AUGAGCACGGUAACGUUGCGAUGGAUCGGGGAUCUCGAUCAGGACAAAAGGGAGCAAGCUGGGUGUGUUAGCUCAUCCAGUGAUCAAUAUCGCCCCAAGAAAAUUGAGUUAAAACCUGGACAAAAGGAGAUUCGUAUUGGGCGAAUUAACACGAAAAUGCCACCUGAUUACCCAAUUGAGAGUUGCAUAAACAGCCGAAUGAUCUCUCGGAAUCAUGCCACUAUUGAGCGUUCUGCAAAGGGUGGCUCUAUGCUGUAUGAUCAUAGUAUGAACGGAACUUAUGUGAAUUACACCCGCGUCAUCGGAGGGGUCACGCUCAAACACGGAGAUAUUGUUUGUUUUGGCCACUUGAAUGGGGCGAAUCUCAAACCUGGAGAAAAAGUAUCGUUGUUCUACUCCGAUCUGAAGUAUCAGGUAAGUGUUGCAAUCGUAGUUUGUCGUCCGAACCUCAGAUACUUGUUAGUGGAGGUUGAACUCAGCGAUGCUCCCCCAUCCAAGGAGACCCCAGCAAAUGCAACAAACGCAAAGAAACGCAAGUCACAUACAGCACAUUCCGGCUCUACCGUGUCAUCUACUCAGAGAUCUGAAGAAGAAGAUGAUGCGUCCGCUGACUCGGGCGAUGAUGUGAAACGAUCAAAGUCAAGCACAGGUGCUAGUCGGCCCAUGACUGGCAAACACAAGCCCUUCAAAAAACCAAGUGCCAACACAAGCCGACGGAAGGUUGAGGACGAUGAUGACGACGAUGAUCUUGAUGAUGAUGACGAAGAUGGCGCUUCUGUCGGAAAACGUUCAACUUCCAGUGCAAAAGCUAGUAAGAAGCGAACUAAUGGCACUGAAAAAAGUAAGAAACCCAUGCACUCUAGUUCAGUCUCAAGGAAACCGAGUUUGAACAAGAGUGCUCACGGAAAGGAAAAACGAGCCAAAAGCUCCAAGAGUAAAUCCGGCACAGAUGAUGCAGAUGCUAGUGGCAACGAGAUGUUCCAUUAUGAUACGGAAGAAUGUUCUGCUCGACCAUGCAAACAGCCACAAGACAUUGCAAUCGACUGGAUUCAGUGUGAUAAGUGUACGCUGUGGUACCAUCAAGUUUGCGUUGGUUUGAAACCAAGCGAUGCAAACGUCGAGACCUAUUUCUGUCCCUACUGUAAGAAAUAA